AUGGCAGGAGCUUUGAUCGGAGAGGCUUUUCUCUCUGCUUCCAUCCGGACGCUAUGCGACAAGGUUUCUUCUGGCGAGCUCGUGGACUUCUUCCGGCGGAAAAAACUUGACCAUUCACUAUUGGAGAAACUGAAGCUGACGUUGUUGACCCUUCAUGCAGUGCUCAAUGAUGCAGAGGAGAAGCAGAUUGUCAACCCUGCUGUGGGGAUGUGGCUCAACGAGCUCAAACACGCUGUCUUUGAUGCGGAGGAUCUACUGGAUGAGAUCGAUGCUGAAGUUUUGCGCUCCAAGGUGGAAGCUGAAUAUCAAACUAAGAAAACCCAGGUGUGGAACUUCCUAUCUACCUCUCUUAAUCCUUUUUGUCAAGGCAUGAAUGGUAGGGUACAAGUGAUAUUUGAGAGACUAGAACACCUUGCGAAACAAAAAGAUCUCCUUGGUCUUAUAGGAGUUGUCAAGGGAACAGUUUCUCAAAGAACUCCCACAACAUCCUUUGUUGAGCAUGAAUUUAGUGCUUGUGGUAGGGAAAGAGAUGAAAGGGAGUUGAAAAGGAUGUUGCGAUCGGAUAAUGCAAGUAGUAGCCACAUAUCGGUAAUCCCCAUAGUGGGAAUGGGCGGGGUUGGUAAGACAACCCUUGCUCGGGUCCUUUACAAUGAUAAAAAAAUAAAAGAGCAUUUUGAUGUUACAGCUUGGGCCUGUGUUUCCGAAGAUUUCGAUGAUAUUAGGGUAACUAAAACCCUUAUUGAAUCAAUUAUCUCAAAACCUUGCAGUCUUCAAGAUAUGAGCUUGCUUCAAGUUGAACUUAGGGAACAAGUGAGGGGGAAAAAAUUCCUAUUUGUGUUGGAUGACCUUUGGAAUGACAACUAUAGUGAUUGGGAUCUUGUACGGGCUCCCUUUACUUAUGGGGCGAGGGGAAGUAAGGUCAUAGUGACAACAAGGAACGAAAGUGUUGCAUCCCUUGUGCACACUGGUCCUAUUCACUACUUGAGACAUUUGUCAGAUGAAGAUUGUUGGUUGUUACUCUCAAAACAUGCAUUUAGAAAUGAAAAUCCUAGUGCACAUCCAGAGUUGGAAGAAAUUGGUAAGCAAAUUGCACACAAGUGUGACGGUCUUCCUUUAGCUGCAAAAGCACUUGGGGGUCUCUUAGGUUGUAAU
Messenger RNA from Malus domestica (apple), 1152 nucleotides. The record is from RefSeq and is a predicted model, not a curated record. Lineage: Eukaryota; Viridiplantae; Streptophyta; Magnoliopsida; Rosales; Rosaceae.